GUGAAAUAUGGAAGGUUUGGUAACACAAGAAUCCAUUCAUCUCUAUAAAGCAUACCUGAAUUAGUCAGAGAGGGGACAGAGAGAGAGGGAGGAGGACGGCAAAAGCAGGGCACGUUCGCUAGCUAACUGGACAGAGGCUUUAACGUUAAGCGACGAUUAGAUUUUCCCCCACAGAAAAAAAACCCGUUUUUCAUAUACAGAUUACAACGGAAUAGAACAAAUAAUCCAAAUGUUUUAUAGGUGAAACAUUUGCUAACAUGGCUAGCUAUGUUAAAUAGUCUAGCUAGCUAAUCUCAUACAGCAAGCUAGGUUGCUGGCUGCUAGCCCAUCAAUCGAUAACGCGGAAUUACAGCUAGCUAACGUUAGUUAUCUAGCACACAGGCAGGCAAGCAAGCAUGCAAGCGGCAUAGGCAAUUGGCUGGCAGCAAACACACGUAGUCUAGCAGUCAACUGAAAGGUGACCGCUUACCAUGCAAAUUAAACCUAAGGCCAAGCAUUAGAAAGCAUUUGCGAGCUUAGUAAAAGACUGAAUUCUGACGACGAGAGACCGGUGUGCACGUAAGAAAGCGCAGAGAGGAAACACACAUUUUGUUGCCUCAUGCGCCUCCUAGGUUUUCUUCGUUUUGUCUAGCCAGCUAUUGAAAAUACAAAACAAAAACCAUGUGGACCACCUUAGCGGAUACCGCCCGGACCCUGCAAAUCGCCUUCCCUGGGGUACGAGUUUCUUCGGGCCGCUGACCGGACGCCACGGAACCCCGACGUUGAACAAAACAGUAGUUGGCUUUAAUAAGGAUUCAUUAUCAGGUUAAUAGUGGAGAGGGAGGGCCUGUGAAGUAAGCAUAUUCAGGAAAGAAAGCAGAAAAUAUUAUGGCUUUCUUAAUCCAUUAUAAAAGCAUUAAUGACCUCCCCCAAACAAAUUAAUUUUAGAGAGAUCACAUUUUAUCUAAUUUAUCACAUUUCCCGAGUUUCUAAGACAAAAUGGAAAAUGUAAUUUUCCCAUUCAUUAGUACGCAUUUAUAUCAAUUAGGCCUAUAUGUUAUGUUUUUUAUUACCAUAUAAUGCUCUCAUCCCUAAAUAAACUCUACUUGAUAAGGAUCCAAUUUGUGAACAUAAAAGGAUAAAACGAUAAGAUGGUUUCUUUAACCUCUUGGAAACAUGUUUGUAACUGUUGUUUUUUUUAAAAUAGAGUGCAGUUUAGUUGAGUUUAGGAUUUUUGAAGACAUAGUGCCACUGUUUUCAGAGGGAACAGCACGACCUAGUCUGGCACCGGUGGACUGUUGCGGAUCUUCCCUAUCAAGAGCAAAUCCGUGGGACCAUGUUGAGUAUUUUAGCCGCGGGAUCCAUCUUUUUCCCAGGACUAUUCCUGCUGUCGAAGCGUUGUCUUAAACACAUCCCAGGACUAAGAUGGAAUGAAGGGGAUGCUGUUAUUGUUUCUGCCAGAUUGGUCUCUUCCAUUCAGGCAGUCAUGGCUUCUUCAGCAGGUUACAUCAUUGCAACUUCCUGUGAUGACAUCAUCGAGGACCAACACUGGCUAACAAGCACCUACAUCCUAUUCGCAGUGCCCUACUUCGUCUAUGACAUCUAUGCCAUGUUUAUGUGCUAUUGGCACAAACUGCAGGUCAAAGGUCAUGAAGAUGACCAUGGCCCCAAGCCUAUUGGUGCAGCCCUGAUCAGCUAUCUACGAAGAGAAUUCCUCAUGGUCCUACAUCAUGUUGUCAUGGUCACUGUCUGCUUCCCUGUCUCUGUGUUCUGGCGCCAGGGAAAGGGAGAUUAUUUUCAGGGUGUCAUGUUCCUGGCUGAACUCAGCACACCAUCUGUUUGUUUGGGAAAAAUUCUUAUUCAGUACAAGCAGCAGCACACUCUCCUGCAUAAAGUGAAUGGAGGUCUUAUGCUGGUCACUUUUUUCAUCUGUCGAGUUCUUCUCUUCCCCUACCUCUACUACGCCUAUGGCAGGUACGCCUCAAUCCCAUUUUACAUGGUCCCUUUCUCAGUGCCCUGGCAGUGUAACCUAGGAGCCGCUCUUCUGAUGGCCCCCCAAGUCUACUGGUUCUCCCUGAUCUGCCGGGGGGCCUUUCGCCUCUUCACCGGCUCUUCUCGGUCACGCCGCCACCCCCCUACGGCCAAGGCCGAUUGGGAUGGUAAUGCCCUGCCCCCUCCAGCCAACGGCUACAGCACCCGGGAGGCGGAGCAGGAGGCAGACACACACUGAGACCGGGGGAGGCAGGGGGUGAAAGGAGAGAGAUGGGCAGGAAGGGAGGUGUGGAAGUGGGAUAAAGCAAAGGACUGUGGGGGCUGGAGAGGAGGGACGAAUGGGGUGAAUGGGUUGUACUGUAUUUUGGGUUUUGGAACUGCAGCUUGUAUCCAUACAGGUGAAGCAAAGCUGGUCAUAGCACUAAUAGAAGUAAGGAGAAGAAAUGAAUGGUAGAGAAGUAGAAGCAGAAAAUGUUUUCUCUCACUCUUCUUUCUUCUUAGCAAUCACUGUUAGACUAGAUUCAGAGAGGUGGUAAAGCACUACUGAUGAUAUAGUGAUGCUCAUCAUGCAACUGAAAGUAAGAAAAUUUGGGUUAGCAGAACAAAAUGGCCUAAUUGUUAAAUGCUAUGCUGAGCCUGCCAACUGGGAGGUUUAUGGUAGUCAGUUGCAGGGUCUAAUGGGGUGAUAAAGUACAAGAGUGCUUACAUUGAGGAAAAUGAUUGAAAGGCAAGUGAGUCGAUGAGUAUGAUAGAUGGUCUAAGGAACACUAGAAUAGCCAACAGAUUGUAUUCUUUUAAAAGAUAAAAUCCUGUUAGGGGAUGUAAGGGGUUUCAGGAUUUAGGAAUGUAUUAUAUUGUAUAUGAUAGUAAAUUAUUGUAGAUGACCAAUUCAGCUUAAUUAACAAAGAAGAAAACAAACAGUAUUUCAUCAUUUUAGUGUUUAUUUCCGAUGUAAUCACCAUCAUUCAUAAUGUCAGUCGCUGUCAAGAUUAUUGUUCUCUGCAGGAAAAAGAUAAUCUCAAAUGAUUCCAUAUUAUGCUGCCUUAUCCCUCCUUAUAUUUUCCUCACCCUUUCUUUCUCUGUUUUAGUCUGGCUGUUACAUUGUUUCAUUUGCAGAAGGGGGCUGAAGUGUACUAUUCUGGGCAUGUGACAAGUGUACAUAGCAUUUGUUAGGGCGGGCGUACAUUAUACGAUUUUCUCACGGGUUACGAUAUCAGGAGAUCGGAUGCCCUCUCGCACUUAACGAGGUUCAGAUUGUGGCAACAGGUCGGAUGAUAGCCAUAGACUAUACAAGCUCCCGACCAGAUCAGAUGACGUUACAGUCGGCAAAGCACGGCGGGCGGAACAUCAUACACGGUGCCACCUCCUGAUUGGUCGACGGGAAUUAAAACUCAGAAUCGGCUCACAUGACCUCUCACACCUGACGAAUUCAAGCCGAUUGUGCCUGAAUUUUUUGUGACAUGUCAAAAAACAAUAAGGAGCCCGUAGGCCAGUUGACAUAAUGUUUUUCUUACGAUUUGGUCCCGAUCAGGGAAAAAAACCGAUCAGGAGACCGCAACUCGUAUAAUGUAUGCCCACUUUUAUUGUACAGUUAUUGUUUGUGUCCCUUGCUUUUAUUCGUUUUAUUAAUGUAAAAGCUUUAUGUGAUGUUUGAUCGAUACUCAUUAUUUAUUUAUUUUUUAUUUUUUUAUGGAUUCAAAGGAUUUUAGUACGGGUAGUCAUUUACGUACACAAGGCUUAUCCAUGCCCCUGCUCCCAGUUACUUUAAUACACGGUAGGGACAAAGAGGGAAGGGAACCCAUUCAGUGGGAGGAAUAAGGCAAAAUGAUGAACAGUUUCAACUGGACUCUAGCUUAGAGGCCAUGGAUUAUUUGCAGCUUUUCCACAGAAAAACUGUACUAAAUUAUGGGGUUAUAAUGGGCUCCCUCAGGAAAAGCUAUAACUAAUCUGGGGCAAAGACAAUGAUUAAACUUCUGAUACAGUGGAUGUCAUUGUAACAUAAUGCAAUGUUAUGUAGCAAAUGAGAUUAAAUGAGUUGCUGCAGUAAAUACAGUUCACAAGCUAUGUUUAGUGGACUGCAGUGUGCUGAAAAAGAUCAGAAACUGUACUCGAUGACUGUAAUGUCCAAAAGCUUUGUUCCAGCUUGGUACAUACAAACCACCUGAUUCAACUGAGCAUUCGUAAUUAAAACAAAAACUACAUUUCCCAAAGUCAGGUAUUGUUUGAAGAGCUAUAAAAUUAUGUUGUAUUCCACUUACCCAAUAACUGGAUAAUCGAAACAUUACUUUGUAUUUACCGGUACAUAAAUCAUGCAACACUUGGAGCAUUGAAAAGUCACAGAACUACUCACAAUUUGACUUACACUGCGAGUCAAAAUAGUGUUUUCUUACAUUUAAACAAAAUGUUGUUUGAAUACUAAAACUGUGCUGUGCAAGCUGCCCAGUAUGUGGAUUUUUUCAUUAUCUUGAUGAUGGAGCCAAAGCUAUUGAUUGAUUUGUUCUGCCCUCAAGACAUAAUGCACAUCUGAAUCAUUUUCCAUCAGGUGCAUACUAUUAUAGCCAAGGUACCGACCGUUGUCGAUGUGAUUAAGAAUACACUGCAGCCCUCUGAGAAACAAGGGAACCCUCCAUUUUAAAGCUAACUGAAUAAUAAUAACCUACUGUACAAUACUGCCCAUUAUUGCUUUGCACUCUGCAAUUUGCACGAUGACAUUGAGACUGCUCUACCUGUAUUUCUCUGGAGAAAAAAAAAAUCCCCUCAUUUUGCCAAGUUACCAUGAUAAUUGGUGCUUGUCAUGAAAAGUGUUAAAACGCAUAUACUGUAUCUUCCAUAAUCUAUUUAUGUAUUUAUUUGUUUUGGAAGGUUCUGAAUGUACAUAUUUAUACAUAUUUAUUGAAUAUACUGUAUCUGCUUCUGUUCCUUGAUUGCUACCUAAAGGCUGUACUGUACCUCUUAUUCUCUUGGCAAAAAUAUACUCUGAUGUCCUCC
Molecule: messenger RNA, 4959 nt
Organism: Anguilla anguilla (European eel)
Lineage: Eukaryota; Metazoa; Chordata; Actinopteri; Anguilliformes; Anguillidae
Gene: tlcd3bb
Product: TLC domain containing 3Bb
Exons: 7
Coding region: 1316-2209 (297 amino acids)
Biological process (GO): lipid homeostasis; ceramide biosynthetic process
Cellular component (GO): membrane; endoplasmic reticulum
Molecular function (GO): sphingosine N-acyltransferase activity
Source: RefSeq, a predicted model, not a curated record